UCAUUUGUCAGAGAAACCCAUUUGCCCCAACUUAGCAGAAGGAUACAACUAUGGCGAAUAGUCUUCCCUGGGAGAUAAUCGCAGACAUUCUCAGCCGACUGGCUGUGAAGGAUUUGCUGCGCUACAGGUGCGUGUCGAAACCAUGGUGCUCACUUAUCGACGGCCCUGAUUUCAUCAAGCUCCACCUCAAGCAGUCCCUGGAAACCACCUCCCACCACCGCGUCAUCUUCGGAGACCGUACCGAACUCUACUGGGUUGACUUGGUCACUCUUGACUCGGCCGUACGACUCCCUUACCCAAUAGACAUCGGACGCGGAAUCGACGUGCUCGGCGGCUGCAAUGGCCUUGUUGCUCUGGCGAAUAAGGGCGGAGAUGUGGCUAUCUGGAAUCCAUCCACUCGAAGUUACAGGACUUUGCUCAUUUCUGAACACGAGUUCUACUUUCUCUCAGAUUCUUUCGAAUUUGUCAUGUCGGGAUUUGGGUACGACCCUAUUGCCGAUGAUCACAAGUUGUUGAUGAAGAUGUUUUAUACUCUUGUUGAUGAAGAACCGCAAGAUCUUGAUUAUUACUCUGAAGUUGAAAUUUAUAGUGUAAAGGCCCAAACUUGGAAGAAGGUUGAUGACUUUCCCGAUCACUUCGUUUACCGUCCUGGGUCCGGUGUUGUUGUUGGUCGCGCUUUGCAUUGGUCGGUGAUCAGAAGAUCUGACACUUCGAACUGGAUUUUCGCCUUUGAUCUUGUGGCUGAAGAUCACCGUGAGUUGGCGCUUCCGGAUGACAAGGAUGUCAAGACUUCUCGUAUGAAAUUGGUGAACUUAGGAGGGUGCCUUUGUUUUGCGGUGUUAUGCAAUUACAAUCAGGAUUCUAAGAAAUCGGACCGGGUUGAUGUGUGGGUGAUGAGGGAAUAUGGGGUAAAGGAGUCUUGGAGUAAGCUUUUUUCGGUGGCACCAUCAAGUGUGACUGGCCCUUUCUGGUAUGUGGUUCCUGUUGCAUAUUUGAAGGGUGGUGAUCGGAUUCUAUUGGAUCAAGACGGUGAGAAAUUCCUUUUGUAUGAUGUGAAGAGGAAGAGAGUCAAGAAACUGAGGGGUUCUAGUUUUCCUAGAAUUUUUGACACGCUUGUUUGUGUGGGGAGCCUCGUUGGACUUGAUGGUGAUGAUGGAGAAGGCAGUGGUAAGAAAGCAGGGAAGAAGAGGAAAGGAAAGGAGCAGAGUGAUAAGAAGAGGGAUGAUUUCCUGUCCAAGGGAUUUAAACUGGUGUUGUAAAUAGAGCAGGAAGAGGACCAACCGAGGCUAAGGCUGCAGGGUUUUGUUGGGGUUUAGCUAAUGGAUUAAUCUCUAGAUGAAAUGAAAAAUAUGUUUAGCAGUGAAUGAAGACAAUGUUGAACUUUGCUAUAUCGUGUUUUUGGCAGUGUAUAUAUUGACGGUUAUGUUACUUGUAAUGUGCCUUUAACUUUUUUUGUGACUAGAAUGUAAUGGGAGAUGGUAUAUUUUGUUUUUGAUGGUUUUGUUGCCGGCAAUCA
Molecule: messenger RNA, 1516 nt
Organism: Morus notabilis
Lineage: Eukaryota; Viridiplantae; Streptophyta; Magnoliopsida; Rosales; Moraceae
Product: F-box protein CPR1
Exons: 3
Coding region: 51-1259 (402 amino acids)
Molecular function (GO): protein binding
Source: RefSeq, a predicted model, not a curated record